AUGGGUCGGAAGAAGAUUCAGAUCACUCGCAUCAAUGAUGAAAGAAAUAGACAGGUGACGUUCACAAAACGCAAAUUUGGCUUGAUGAAAAAAGCCUAUGAGCUGAGUGUGCUGUGUGACUGUGAGAUUGCCCUGAUCAUCUUCACAAGCAAUAAUAAGCUGUACCAGUAUGCCAGCUCAGACAUGGACAAGGUGCUGCUCAAAUACACAGAGUACAAUGACUCUGUGGUCAGUCAGACUAACAAGGAUAUUGUUGAUAUGCUGAACAAAAAGGAAAGCAAGGGUGGUGAUGCUGAUGGUGAUGAUGACGAUUAUCCCCUUUCUCCUCAAACUGAUGAAAACUACAGAAAAAUAGAUGCGGCAUUUGCAAGAGCUAUGAAUGAUGGAACCGUCAAGACAACAGUGCAGCAAGUAUACCAGCUGCCAGUGCAAGUCCCGUCAACACAAUACACAACCACCCCAGUGAGCAUGGCUGAUGGAUCUGUUAUUGUCCUGCAGCCUCCGCCUGUCUCCAUGUCUCAUUCAGCUCCUAGUCCAUCAGAUUUCUCACAAGCGAGUGCUGCUGCAGCUGUAGCAUCGACCUCCACCCAGUCGAUGACGCCAUCCGCUGGCAAGAGACCCGGUUUGAAAGUGCUUAUACCAGAUAGAGCACCAUCUGUCACACAGACAAGACUUCCAGGGACUGCCUUAGAUACGCCUAAUGUUUCUAUAGCAACACCUAACCAAGGCGCAGGACAUAAUACCAUUCAGGCCAUCAUUGCAUCAGAUCUUCUGAACAGCGCUGACAUAACUGGACUGUCUCCCUUGGUCUAUCAGUUCAGCAGUCAAGGACAAGGUCCGGGUCCCCUAACUGCGGCGUUGCAUGCCUCAGGUGUAACAUUUACUCCAGGAGGUUCCAUGUCAUUGUCAUCUUUGUCAUCAACCCCCCUCAGUAUUUCAAUGGUACACAAAGGAAAUCUCAUCAAACAGGAGCCAGGUUCACCAAUAAAACAUGACCAGCAGCUGGCUGCUGGUUCCUCUGUGACUCCGCCUCUGAACCAGCCGUCGGCAGUUUCAGCCAGAUCUAAUGAACCGCCUGAAAAAAGGUCUCGAUUGGAAACUGAUGGUUGA
Molecule: messenger RNA, 1110 nt
Organism: Candidula unifasciata
Lineage: Eukaryota; Metazoa; Mollusca; Gastropoda; Stylommatophora; Geomitridae
Source: the annotation of a GenBank genome assembly